Molecule: messenger RNA, 540 nt
Organism: Penaeus monodon (black tiger shrimp)
Lineage: Eukaryota; Metazoa; Arthropoda; Malacostraca; Decapoda; Penaeidae
Exons: 4
Coding region: 76-540 (154 amino acids)
Source: RefSeq, a predicted model, not a curated record
GGCGCCCACCCUGGCUGCAUUGCGUAUAUAAGGGUGCAGUACCUUGCUUCUACAGUGGUUACUUCUUCCGCAGUCAUGAAACUUGUAGCUGUUUUGGUUGGUCUGUUAGCGGUGUGUGGAGUCCAGGCUGAAGAUGUUGCCGACACAGGGAAUGAGGCAAGAUUAAUUGCUAACUAUCAGACAACUACCUUUACACAGAUGAGCACCAUCACCACCGUGGCUCACUACACCUGCGUCAAUAGUGCCGCCGCUACCCCCUGCACCGGCCGAAGGCGACGUAACAUCAACUUAAACAUCGAUAGCAACUCUGGCGAUUUCAACCCUGACAUUUCCGAGACACUUGUCGGCAGUUUAUCGGACACCGAGCUUGAAGAACCCAGGGACGGCAGCGACAAGGAAAAGUUCUUCUCCCCGCUCUGGAAGAAAACCACUUCCACCUUCACGGUCCCUCCAUUUCCCAAAAUGGGAUAUACCGUGUCUGUGUCACGUUUCUGCCCCAACGCCUCCAUACUGACGACCUUUGUUAAAACAGCUAAAUAA